Mercurialis annua (annual mercury) is the source of this 2020-nucleotide messenger RNA. RefSeq lists its product as uncharacterized. NCBI's taxonomy places the organism in Eukaryota, Viridiplantae, Streptophyta, Magnoliopsida, Malpighiales, Euphorbiaceae. Gene Ontology annotation, cellular component: plasma membrane. The transcript has 8 exons. The record is from RefSeq and is a predicted model, not a curated record. The coding region runs from base 401 to 1813 and encodes 470 amino acids.
CUAACAAACAUAAAAAAACAAUCAUCAGAGAUACCAAGAGAUCACCUUUUGUACUAACCCAGAAAAUCUCUAAUUUUUAGGGUUUCUACCCAUUUCUUUUUUACCUUUCUUUACUCAAAACCUGCAAUUUUAAACCAAUUUGAUCCAUCUCCAACUCAUAAUUAUUUCUUCCAGUUUUUCCUUUUUUUUUUUAGCUAAGUUGGUUUCAAGCUUAUUGUCUUCACAUGGCUUCUUCAUCUUCAGGUGCUUUUUUUUGUUCUUUUCUUUUUGUUUGGUAGCUGAGAAAAUGAGGGAAAUGGUAUCGCUUGCUGCUGUUCUGUGAGCAAGUUCUGGGUGUAUAUUCUUGUGUUAUAGGGUUUUGUUUCUUCAAAUCAAUGGUGCCAGAAGGCUAGUGGGAAUUAUGGGCUGUUUCUUGACUGUUAAUCGACUCAAUGGUUCAUCGUGCCAAAAGCUCUUAUUGUUUGUAUUUUGGCUAUCCAGUUUUCAAGAUGUUGCAUCAAUUCAGACUCUGCUUAAACCUAGUCACGUUUCUUCUACAUCUGAGUUAGCUACUCCACCUCUUACUGGUCUUUUUGAUCCCAUAGAAAUAUCACCGGCUGUUUUCCCCCAUUACCCCUAUCCUAAUGAAUCUUUGCCACCUAUGUACCCAACUUUUCCCACCACAUAUGAACCAAAUUUAACUGGGAAUUGUCCUGUAAAUUUCUCUGCUAUGUCAGAUCUCAUAUUUAAGACAGCAUCUGACUGCUCUCUGCCCUUAGCAGCUCUUGUAGGAAAUGUUAUAUGUUGUCCGCAACUUAACAGUUUACUGCACAUCUUCCAGGGAUAUUACAGCAUCAACUCUGAUAAGCUGGUUUUGGGGAAUGUUGUUGCUAAUGAUUGUUUUUCAGAUAUCAUUAGUAUCUUAACCAGCAGAGGGGCCAAUAGCACAAUACCUAAACUUUGUUCUGUAAAGUCAGCAAAUCUCACUGGUGGGUCUUGUCCUAUAAAGGAUGUAGCUAGCUUUGAGAAAAUAGUUAAUACAAGCAAGUUACUGGAAGCCUGUAUGUUUGUCGAUCCUCUUAAAGAGUGCUGCAGACCAAUUUGCCAGUCUGCAAUUAUGGAAGCAGUUCUUCAAAUUUCUAAUACACGAUCGAUGAUCAAUGAGAACAAAGAGUUAAUGAAUGAGCCUAGUCGUGUUGAUACUGUCAGUGACUGUAAAAGUGUGGUUUAUUCGUAUCUCUCUAGGAAGCUCUCAGCAGAUGCUGCCAAUAGUGCAUUUCGAACAUUAUCUGCCUGCAAAGUUAACAAGGUUUGUCCUUUGAAUUUCACAGAGCCAUCUGAGGUAAUUGAAGCAUGUCGCAAUGUUGCUGCUCCUAGUCCUUCUUGUUGUAGCUCAUUGAAUACUUAUAUUGCUGGGAUACAAAAGCAAAUGCUAAUUACAAACAAGCAAGCCAUAAUCUGUGCAACAGUGUUUGGGUCCUUGCUACGGAAAGGUGGGGUCAUGACAGAUGUAUUCGAGCUCUGCGACAUUGACUUGAAAGAUUUUAGCAUCCAAGAAUAUACUCAACAAGGGUGUCUACUUCGUAGCUGGCCUGCAGAUGUUGUAUUUGACAAUUCAACAGGAUUCAGCUUCUCUUGUGACUUGACUGACAACAUAGCAGCCCCAUGGCCGACUUCAUCUUCCAUGUCAACCUUGUCUCUUUGUGCUCCAGAAAUGUCUUUACCUGCACUGCCAACAUCAGAGACAUUAAAAAAUCCUGGCAAUCGCGAUGGUGGAUUGGAGUUUGCGGUGCCCAUUUUUUCAUUUUUUAUUUUCAGUACAUUGUUGUACUGAAAAAGACUCGAGUUGAGGGAUGAAAACGAGUUUGGAAUAGGUACUUCUGGGGAAUUGAUCAUGUCCGGGAAUCUUACAUGUAUUAUAUGUUGGGUAGCUUCCAUGUAUAGCAUUUUUUUCUUUUUUAUUUACCUUGUGUUUUUUCUUUCAAGCUAUUUUUGUCCUUGCCUCUCUUUCCUUUCUAAUGUCAAUUGGUUUUGUUUAGAA